Schizosaccharomyces cryophilus OY26 is the source of this 1926-nucleotide messenger RNA. Its product is annotated as transcription factor TFIID complex subunit A/SAGA complex subunit. The transcript has a single exon. The record is from RefSeq and is a predicted model, not a curated record. The coding region runs from base 104 to 1471 and encodes 455 amino acids. NCBI's taxonomy places the organism in Eukaryota, Fungi, Ascomycota, Schizosaccharomycetes, Schizosaccharomycetales, Schizosaccharomycetaceae. Gene Ontology annotation, cellular component: SAGA complex; SLIK (SAGA-like) complex; transcription factor TFIID complex. Gene Ontology annotation, biological process: DNA-templated transcription initiation; RNA polymerase II preinitiation complex assembly. Gene Ontology annotation, molecular function: TBP-class protein binding; DNA binding; protein heterodimerization activity.
UCGACCUGUCGACUGCCAAAUUUGGAAUUGCCGGUGAAAGCUACUCUUAUCACGAAAAGAAGUUCGGCAACAUCUUAUCUUGUAUAGUGGUUAAAUAAAUAAAAUGAAUGGACAACAUUCCGGGCCAGGAACGCCUGUUCAGCGCCCAGCUAGUGGUCCUGUAAACCAGGCAGCUUUGAAUCAACAACGGGCAAAUCAGCUUACAAAUCUGUUACAUACUAUGUCUAUAUAUCAACAAAAUGCUCAAAAUUUGGGAUUAAAUACUCCUCAAGGUCAGGUAUAUUUGUUACAGGCACAAGCUAUUCGCCGCCAGCUUCAAGCACACGCGCAAUCGGGACAGUUACCAAAUCAGCAACAAUUACAACAAUUGCAAGCUAACGGAUCAUUUCAACAGCGUACUCCAGAACCAAAUGCUGUUCCGCCUCGUCCUCGACACCAGUUGAGUCCUCAAGAACAAACAAUGUUAGUUGUUCGACAUAGGCAGCUUCAGACUGCUCAGAAUUAUUUAACAGAGAUGAAAGAGACGCAUGAAAGAAUCAAGAAAGAGCUAACAACAAAUGAGAAUCUUGAUGCUUCUACUCGAGAUACGUUGGCGAAACAAGAGUCUGAACUGACUGUAAAAAUUGCUCAAUAUACGGCUGCUAUUUCGAAUGGAAUUCGUUCUAUUCAGCAGCUACAAAAUCAACAAUUACAAAAUCGACAAUUAUCCGGAACCGUAAACAAUAGCGGUUCUGUUACGCCAAACAACACUUUGGGUAACGAUGCUAGAAGUGCAGCAACCACUCCUCAAUUGCAACGUUCUCAGUCGCAACCUAAUGCAAAUCAGCAAAGAGCACCUUUUGAUAAUCCUUUAGGAAGUACUGCUGUUACUGACUCAAACGUGGCAAACACUUUGAAUGUAGAAGGUGCAGAUGCCGGCUCGUCUACUCCUCAGCAGGCUGGGAGUAUGGAUAGCAAAAUGCAAAACUCUUCUUUUAUGACGAAUAAUCACUUAGGAAAAAUUGAUGCGAAAUCUCCUGUUCCCUUUGCUAUGCCUCCUGGACGUGCAACUUUGACUGGUGGUUAUGCUUCUGGAAAUGUAGGUCUUAGCACACCUGGUCUUGCGCGUGCUCCUCAUUACGAACUUGACAAUGGCAAUCGCCUUUUGUCUAAAAGAAAAUUAAACGACUUAUUACAACAAAUUGAUUCUGAGCAACGUCUAGAACCUGAAGUUGAAGAAUUAUUGCUUGAAAUUGCCGACGAGUUUGUUGAGUCGGUAACAAACUUUUCCUGUCGUCUCGCAAAGCAUCGCAAGUCUGACACAUUGGACAUGAAGGACGUCCAGCUUCACUUGGAAAGAAACUGGAAUAUCCGUUUACCUGGCUUUGCUAGUGAUGAUGUCGUGAAAAGUGUUCGGAAAUCUGGUCCUACGCCUUCUUACCAGCAAAAGCAAGGUGCCGUUGGUACUGCAAAAGCUUUAAGUAAAGAUUAAUAUGAACGUGAAACUUCAGAUUUCACUAAGCAUUGACGAUUUAUGUAUUCCUUUCUAACAUCUCUAUUAUCGUCAUAAAAAUUCUAUUUUAAACAGAUUGGACCGUAUGGCUUUUCACACAGUGAUCUUUGUCUCAUUAUCGAACAUCUGCUUCCCAAAUCCAUAAGCGUUGUUCGUUGCUUAACUAUAUGAUGAAAACUGAAUACACAGGGUUUUUGUGAAGGACUUACGGACUGGGCUUGAGCCCUUGUAAAUUACUGUAUUAUAUCUCAAAACUUGACUUUCUUCUUUUUUGUCGAUGAAUUAAGCUAUGCUAGAGCAAAUAUGUACAAUUUCUAAAAAUAAACAUUAUUAUUCAAUAAUUGAUAUAUAUUAUGUCGUUAGUUAUCAUAUACAUUAUAUAUUUGUUUAUGUUUGCAAUCUUUAAAUCACAAAAUACACAUUUAUAAAGUGCA